AUUUGUGUGGUGCGGUUUGAGUGCAACUUAUGGGAGCGAGCACAGUACAUCUUUUUCUAGGCUGGUCUUACAAUUCAGUUUGUGUUCGACUUUACAUUGUUCAGCAGCAGUGGAGCAGUAGAGCAACUAGCAGUGGCACAAGCGUUACAACUUUAAAACUCGUAAUUGUAACGAUUUCAAACAGCUGAUUGCUGGUAGUGCAAGUGCAUUGGCGUGUUGUUAGACAGGUCGUGGUGAGGCAAUGUCUCCUAAUAGCAACUUCCUCAUAGUGCAUAUAUAUACAUACAUAUAUAUCGAAAUAUAACCGUUAAGGAGCCUUCGGGUAUGGAUACGCAAACGCUUACGAACAGCUCCAAUGCGUUGGCUAACGGUGUUCAGUUGGUGAAGGAGCGUAAUCGAAGUAGCAAUAAAGUGAAACUUUGUGGUUAUUUGAAGAAGAAGCGAAAUAAAGUUGGCGGUUGGCGUAAAAUGUGGUUUGUGCUGCAGGAUAAAUUGCUACUUUCCUAUGCAUCGAAGGAGGAGUAUGACAAUAAAUUGGUCUCAUUCAAAGACGUUCUCAAUCUAGUGCCGGGCACAAUGGUACGUCCUUUGGGUGGCUUUCGCUUCACAAUUGAGACCGCAACGCAUGUAAUGUAUACGUUUCACUGCGAUGAUCGAAACGCCUACCGUGAAUGGAUUACCAUGUUAUUGGAUAGUUUGACCACCACAACCAGCUCGAAAAUUAUUUCCGCCAACUCCUCCACCUCGGCGUAUGCGAUGCUACCAAUCCAGCAGCAACGUUUCCGCAAUACAUCUGUCGACAAUAUUCCGUAUGCGCUGUGGUCGGCUGCAGGGCAGAAUUCACAGCGUCAGCGAGAGCUUUCAUCCAGCUGUGACUCGAUGCGCCAGCGUGUGGAGUUGGCAGAUGCCCAGUGUGAAUAUGCGUAUUUGGAGCGCACGGCAAUUGUAAAAACAAGAAAUGGUUUAAAAUCAACGACGCGGCCGCUUUUAGCGCCAGCGUUGUCAGUGCCCAGCAAUGGUAGCGGUGGUGGCGGGGGUGGUAGUAGUGCAGGGGUACGUUUGCCAAUUUUGCGCAGCACAGCGAAGUUACUGGAGCGUAACGGCGUGAAUUCAAGCGAUUCGCUGAAAAAAUAUCAAAAGCAACAACAACACUACCAAAAACGGCAGCAACAGCAGCAGCAACAAGUGAACUGUUGCAACAGGAGUAGUGGCACAACAGCUAGCGCAACAAGUUGUAAAAGCUACAACAAUAAUACUAACGAUAACGUCACAGAUGCGCGUUUAACUACUGAAGCGAGUGCGACCCACUUCCGUUUGCAUUGUGAAAGUAACUGCAGCGAUUUUACCACGCUCGACAAUGGCCGCAAUUCCUCAAGUGCUGGCAGCACAUCUUCCUCAGCUUCCGCAUCCGCUUGCCAUGGACCGAUUAACCAAACAGUCUUGAAAAUAAAUAGCAUGUUCCAGCGACAAUCGGAAAGCGCCAAUGCAAGUCGCCAUUAUGAGGUGAAUAAAGAAUUUUCAAACUAUCCAAAGUCAACACAAGCAAACUGUGAUCAAAACGAAUUUACGCCAAAGUAUAGCAGCGAUAAGUGGUUGUUGGCAGAUAGCUGUUCAAUGAGUGAUGAUGCUGAAGUUGAUGUGGACACUAAUUGUGCAGCGUAUUCCAGCAGCGCCAAAGACAGUCAUGCAAUGGUUAUAGUGAAAGACCAAAUUCAACGCAUGAAUAUCAAAGGCCGGAAGGAAACAGUGUCGUAUGCGAAUGCAGAUGCCACAGUUGAGCGACAUGAGCAGAGGCGUGUUGUCCUAACGAACAAGUUGGAGGAAGAAUCGUUUAUUGAAUCUGGAGCUAGUAUGAACAAAACAGUUGCCGGUGAGGUGAAUGGAAAGUCGAUGGAUAGUGAUGUGGAAAGUGUUGGUGAUGAAGAACAACAACUCGUUGUGGACAGAGCAACGUCGGCGACUUGUAAUAGAUCAUCAGAGCCGAUUUAUGCUGUUGUGGACUUAGCGCACAAAUAUGCGCAGCGACAGCAACGAAAUGUGCAAAACAAUUUGAAAAGUUUAGAGGCGAAUCGGUGUAGAAGCUAUGAAAGCAUUAUACAGGGUGUGGAGCCCAGUGUGGGGCUGACGAAUGGAAAUGGACCGAUGGGGAAAUCAAAUAGUAAUUUAGAUGAGGAUGACAUCGAUGGCAUCUACGAGGAUGGUGAUAACUUUGCUCCGAAUUGUGAGAAUGGUGGAUUACCAAAUGCUGAAGAGGAUGAAAAUAUAUAUGAACCUGUUGGUUUUGACAAUUUUGGCAGCCAAAAGAUCGCCACCUCUGCGACGCAACCUAACGCUUUUUGGCGAUACAUAACACGUUUGAAAGUCAACUCGUUGCUACAGUUUACGCGCAUGCGUCGUCACCAUCACACUGACUAUGACAACAUAGAUUUAUCAACGCCAUCACCGUCGCCUACACCCACAACGAGCAAUAGCAAAACAACAACAUUGGGAAAGAAGCAACCAGCGGGAGCGUCAGCUUCCACUGCAAUACAAACAAACACAUCGUCAUCACAAUUUGCCAGCAUUAAACGCAAAUUUGGCGCACACCGCAAAUCGAUGCAAGUGCGUGUAGGUAAAAUAUGUGCGCGCCACUAUGAACCAAAGACAACUUUCGGCAAUAAACAAGCCACACAUCAACAGGUGAAUGGUAAUGGAGACUUUGCUGGCGGUCGCAGUGGUGGUGGUGUGGUGAACGGUGUCAACAGCGUGGGUGGGGCGGGAAAAAAGUCAAAAUAUCGUUGGAAGUCAGUGAAAAUUAGGCCAAAGCAUUUUAAUAUCGCCUACAAUGGCAAUAACUGUGGCACGAGUUGCACAACGGAUGAUAUAAGCUGUAAAUCGACUAGGCGACAAUCUUUCUUCGGCAGUCUGCCGCAUUUGCGCAAAGCUCGUGUCUCGCUUUUCUCUACGCCAAAUUUACAUUUGACGGCGAAAGAUCAGAAUAGUAAUGUUAGUAAUGUGAGCGAAGUUUUCGAUAAAGUGACCGAGGAUAAGAUACCUGCGGAGCGUAAGCGUGAAUAUAAAGAGCUGAAUGAAAGCAGCUGAGCAUAUACAAUACAUGUACAUACAUACAUAUUUGUGGAAUGGUUAAUAUUACAAUAAUUUUUAAAGGCUGAUGGUAGAUGUACCCAUAGAAAUACCAAUAGUUUAAGUAAAUGCGUGCAAAACUGUUUGUAAAACGGACAAGAAUCGGCUCUUGGAUUCGUAAUUGAGUCAAUAUUAAUACUGGGCUUGACUAAGAAUAUAUAAUACAAGUAUAUACUCCUAAAGGCGUAUGCAAAUACAGACAUUUUAUAUUGUAUUUGAAAAAUGUAAAGUUGUCAAGAAGUUUUUUUAACAACAAAAGCAUCAGUUAUGAUAUAUACUUAUAUAAUAUAUAUAUAUAAGUAUAUA
Messenger RNA from Bactrocera oleae (olive fruit fly), 3429 nucleotides. RefSeq names its product serine-rich adhesin for platelets. The record is from RefSeq and is a predicted model, not a curated record. NCBI's taxonomy places the organism in Eukaryota, Metazoa, Arthropoda, Insecta, Diptera, Tephritidae.